Messenger RNA from Penicillium taxi, 1131 nucleotides. RefSeq names its product Mo25 family protein. Bases 1 to 1131 code for a protein of 376 amino acids. The transcript is spliced from 5 exons. The record is from RefSeq and is a predicted model, not a curated record. Gene Ontology annotation, biological process: intracellular signal transduction. Lineage: Eukaryota; Fungi; Ascomycota; Eurotiomycetes; Eurotiales; Aspergillaceae. Gene Ontology annotation, molecular function: protein serine/threonine kinase activator activity.
AUGGCGUUCUUUUUCAACCGUGGCCGGUCACGGCAGCCUGCCGAUGUUGCUCACGCAACCAAGGAAUUGCUUCUGAGAAUCCAGGAGACUCCCAGCUCCCCAAAGGCAGAAGAAGAGCUGGCAAAGCAGCUCAGUCACAUGAAAGUGAUUGUACAAGGAACACAAGAGAUUAGCACAUCCCCAGAGAUCAUCCAUUCCCUCGUCCAAGCCAUCCUUCAAGAAGAUCUACUCUAUGAUUUAUCGCGAACGAUUCACCUGCUACCAUUUGAGGCUAGAAAAGACACCCAGACUAUCUUCUCUCAUAUCCUACGCUUUCGACCCCUUAACUAUGCGGCUGAUAAAGAUCCUCCUGUGAUUUCAUAUAUUGUCCACCAUCGACCGGAAAUUCUGAUUGAGCUAUGUCGCGGGUAUUCAGAGAAUCAAAGCGUCAUGCCCUGUGGCGUGAUAUUGAGGGAAGCUCUCAAGUUUGAUGUUGUCGCCGCAGUAAUUCUAUAUGAUCAGUCCCAACAGGGCGAACCGGCAGUCCGAAUCACAGAACUGAAGCCUAAUCAAACACAAAAAGGUGACGGGGUGUUCUGGAACUUCUUCGAAUGGAUUGACAAGAGCAACUUCGAAGUGAGCGCCGACGCAUUCACCACAUUCCGGGAAAUCUUGACGCGGCAUAAAAGUCUCAUCACGGCAUACCUUGCAACCAACUUCUCUAUGUUCUUUGGACGAUUUAACGAAAUCUUGGUGCAGUCCGACUCAUAUGUUACCAAACGGCAAAGCAUCAAACUCCUUGGGGAAAUUCUCUUGGACCGUGCGAACUACAAUGUGAUGAUGGCAUAUGUGGACAGUGGGGAGAAUCUCAAGCUAUGUAUGAAGCUCCUGCGAGACGACCGCAAGAUGGUUCAGUACGAGGGAUUCCAUGUUUUCAAGGUAUUUGUGGCCAACCCGAACAAAUCGGUGGCUGUACAACGGAUUCUCAUCAACAAUCGAGAUCGAUUAUUAAGAUUCUUACCCAAGUUUCUAGAAGAUAGAACUGAUGACGACCAAUUCACCGACGAGAAGAGCUUUCUGGUGCGACAGAUUGAACUAUUGCCCAAGGAGCCUGUUGAACCACAGGGAGCACCCAACCCGAUUCUAGCCUGA